Molecule: messenger RNA, 1693 nt
Organism: Ipomoea nil (Japanese morning glory)
Lineage: Eukaryota; Viridiplantae; Streptophyta; Magnoliopsida; Solanales; Convolvulaceae
Product: RHOMBOID-like protein 8
Exons: 8
Coding region: 394-1578 (394 amino acids)
Biological process (GO): proteolysis
Cellular component (GO): membrane
Molecular function (GO): serine-type endopeptidase activity
Source: RefSeq, a predicted model, not a curated record
GGGAAGAAGAAGAAGAAAAAAGCUUGAAAAUCUCGCCGGUUUAUGGAAGAAAGUCAGAGGAAGUGAGGAUAACGUCGCCGUUGGUGAUCGUAUACCGGCUAUCGGAGCUAAGCCUUUGGGCAAAAAGAUCGAACGCAGGCGCUCGCCGUGAGGAAGCUCAAGUUGAUGGAAUUCUCAGAUCCUCCCUCCGAUUUGUUAGUUGAAAUCCUGGCGAGGCUCCCCAGCAGCAGAGCAGCUAUCCAAUUGAAAUUGCUCACAAACACAGUUCACAAAAUCCCGCCAAAUCCAACCGUCAGGAGCGAGGCUCCAAAACCGGAGAAUCUUCCUACCGCCAUUGCUACUCACCUCUAAACUCAGUUCUCUGCCUCGUGUCUCCAGAAAACGUAACAAACAAUGGCGGUGGCGGAGGAGACCGCAAAAGACGAUACCAAAAUACACAUCAAUCAACUGCCAUUGCCGCCGGCGCUGGCCGGAUCGCGGUUGUCCGUUGACGGAGAGGAUCUAAUGGGAGAGCAGAGAGUGGAGUUUCCGUUGUUCAGGCUGACGUCACGGAGGAGCGAGAACUCGUGGAUCAUCUCUCUGUUCGUGAUCAUCCACCUGGUCGUCUUCGCCGCCACCAUGAUCGUCAACGACUGCUGGCACAACUCUCACGGAGACUGCGCCAUCAAACCGCUCGGAAGGUUAUCCUUUCAGCCACUCUCUGAGAAUCCCUUGCUUGGGCCCUCUGCGUCUGCGCUGGGUAAAGUUGGUGCGAUUCGGCAGACAUUAUUCACUGAUCAUCACCAGUUUUGGCGUGUUUUAACAAGUCCAUGGUUGCAUGCUGGGCUUGUCCACAUUAUCAUCAACUUGUGCAGUGUAGUCUUUAUUGGAAUUCACUUGGAGCAAGAGUUCGGAUCACUAAGGAUUGGAGUUACCUACAUACUCUCAGCUGUGACUGCUACCUUGCUGGCUGCACUUUUUGUUUCAGAUAACUCAUCAGUUACUUCAUCCAGUGCAUUAUUUGGAUUGCUUGGUAUGAUGCUGUCUGGGCUCAUUAGAAAUUGGAAACUUUAUACUAAAAAGCUUGCAGCGAUUCUGCUAUUUUUAAUCAUCUUGAUGAUUAAUCUCAUCCUCGGCUUGGCACCAUACAUCAACAACAUUUCUAAUGUUGGAGGAUUUAUAUCAGGAUUCCUUAUUGGGUUUGUGCUGCUAUUCGAACCUCAACUUGACCGUAUCGCUCAAAAGAAAGGAGGUUUAUUUGAGUUUGAUCUCAAGCACAAAGUUCAACCGAAGCAGAAGUGGGACAGGCCAGUUCUGAGGGGUGUUUCUCUUGCCAUCCUCGUGUUUGUAUUUGCAGGAGUUUCUAUAGCAGUUUUGCGUGGCACAAAUGUGAGCAAGUAUUGUAGCUGGUGUCAGUGCAUAGAUUGCAUUCCAUCCAAAUGGUGGAUCUGUGCAGACAAAGCGAAGCACUGCGAGACCAUGAUCUACUCAGACCAGUUGACCUUGACUUGCUCAGACAAUGGAAAUUUCAGAGUUCUUCCCUACACUGACAUCUCUCCAGGAAGGAUCGAGGACUUGUGCAGUAUGAUAUGCUCUUAGAUGGUAAUAUGCAUUACACAAAACUCACCAAUUCAAAAACAUUACAUCAAUGUUUUUCCUACCUAUACUUCACAAAUAUGAUAAUAUGCAGUACAAGGAUUGAACAAUUCAAAAA